UUGUGUAAGAUGGUGGUGGCUGCUACGUUCUAAGUGGAAUGCGUGGCAGGCAGACACGUACUUGUCUCCUCGCCGCCUCUGUGUUGUGGUUUUAGCCGCGGGUAGGGGCUGUGAAGCAAUAGUGAGAGGGAAAUCCAGGCUUGCGUGCCUCGGUGCCGGCCGGUUGCUGGUGGUACUACUCAAGAAGAGCUAGCUGCUCCCGUCCCUUCAGCAGGAGGAAGCUGAGGCUGCUGUGGGUGGGGACCGCUUGGUUCUUCCCUGUUCGGCUAUGUCGGACAAUCAGAGUUGGAAUUCCUCUGGUUCCGAAGACGACCCCGAGACAGAGCUCGGGCUGCCCGUUGAGCUCUGUGGGGUACUCAGCAAGUGGACCAAUUACAUUCAUGGGUGGCAGGAUCGAUGGGUAGUUCUGAAAAGCAACACACUCAGUUACUACAAGUCUGAAGAUGAAACGGAGUAUGGCUGUAGAGGUUCUAUCUGUUUGAGCAAGGCUGUGAUUACACCUCAUGACUUUGAUGAAUGCAGGUUCGAUAUUAGUGUAAACGACAGUGUUUGGUACCUCCGAGCUCAGGACCCAGACCACAGACAACAGUGGGUAGAUGCAAUAGAACAACACAAGACUGAAUCUGGCUAUGCAUCAGAGUCAAGUUUACGACGCCAUGGCUCCAUGGUGUCUCUUGUUUCUGGAGCGAGUGGGUACUCUGCAACAUCCACCUCUUCAUUCAAGAAGGGCCAUAGCUUACGUGAGAAGCUUGCAGAAAUGGAAACCUUUAGAGACAUCUUGUGUAGACAAGUUGAUACUUUACAGAAAUACUUUGAUGCCUGUGCAGAUGCAGUUUCCAAAGAUGAACUCCAGAGGGAUAAAGUGGUAGAAGAUGAUGAAGAUGAUUUCCCUGCGAUGCGUUCCGAUGGGGAUUUUUUACAUAACAGUAACAGCAGUAAGGAAAAAUUGUUUCCAUAUGUGACACCCAAAGGAAUUAAUGGCAUAGACUUUAAGGGAGAAGCUAUAACUUUCAAGGCAACUACCGCUGGAAUCCUUGCUACACUCUCUCAUUGUAUUGAACUCAUGGUAAAACAUGAAGAAAGCUGGCAAAAAAGACUAGAUAAGGAAAUAGAGAAAAAGAGAAGAAUUGAAGAAGCAUACAAAAAUGCUGUGACAGAGCUGAAGAAAAAGUCCCACUUCGGAGGGCCAGACUAUGAGGAGGGUCCUAAUAGUCUGAUUAAUGAAGAAGAAUUCUUUGAUGCUGUUGAAGCUGCUCUUGAUAGACAGGAUAAAAUGGAAGAACAGUCCCAAAGUGAAAAGGUCAGAUUAUACUGGCCAAUAUCCUUACCUCCCGGAGAUGCAUAUUCUGCUGUGGGGACUCAUAGAUUUGUCCAAAAGCUCUAUAGUCGCUCUUCCUCCAUGUCUUCCAUUGAUCUAGUCAGUGCCUUUGAUGUUCACAGAUUCAGCACCCAGGUGGAAGAGAUGGUACAAAACCAUAUGACAUAUUCCUUGCAAGAUGUAGGAGGAGAUGCCAAUUGGCAGCUAGUGGUAGAAGAAGGAGAAAUGAAGGUGUACAGAAGAGAGGUGGAAGAGAAUGGAAUAGUGUUAGAUCCUUUGAAAGCAACACAUGCUGUUAAAGGGGUAACAGGGCAUGAAGUUUGCCACUACUUCUGGAAUGUUGAUGUUCGUAAUGACUGGGAAACAACAAUUGAACAUUUCCAUGUUGUGGAAAAUCUAGCUGAUAAUGCCAUCAUCAUUUAUCAGAUGCAUAAGAGAGUGUGGCCGGCUGCUCAAAGGGAUGUGCUGUAUUUGUCUGCCAUCAGAAAAAUACCAGCAUUCAGUGAAAAUGAUCCUGAAACAUGGAUUGUUUGCAAUUUCUCUGUGGAACAUGACAGUGCUCCUAUGAACAAUCGUUGUGUCCGUGCCAAAAUAAAUAUUGCUAUGAUUUGUCAGACUUUAGUAAGCCCGCCAGAGGGGAACAAGGAAAUAAGCAGGGACAAUAUCCUAUGCAAGAUUACAUAUGUAGCUAAUGUGAACCCAGGAGGAUGGGCACCAGCAUCCGUGUUACGGGCAGUGGCAAAAAGAGAAUAUCCAAAAUUCUUAAAGCGUUUCACAUCAUAUGUGCAAGAGAAAACAGCAGGAAACCCUAUUUUAUUCUAGCAUUAGCAGUGAUCAGAACAAGACUGGGUGAGCAUUCCACCUUGAAGUGACCGAUAAGUGCAUAGAGCACUCAGUGUUGGAACAAAGGAUCUAUAGUCUUUUUAUCAUUUCUAGGGUUUGUAUACUGAAGUAAAGAAGCACUGCAUUACCAUGAGGCUGAAUAUUUAAUACUAACUGUCCUCUAAAUGUUUUGAUGAGUCAGUGUGUAAUGAUCAAUAGAUGUUUUGAUAACAUGCAUAUGGCUAUUUUGAUUGCUUUAGAAGAGGAAGAAUGUGUACAGCUUUGAAUCACCAACAGGGGUUACUGCUUUAAUUUUGAACAACUUGCAGAAUUUCACUGUCAACAUUCCGAAGAUACUAGUGCAGUUUUUGUGCAUGUCUAAAAAGCACAAAAGACAAAUGCACGUAUAGCAUACUCUAUGUGCUUUAUGUGCACAAAAAUCUGUAGUAUUUUGGUGGGGAGGGAGUUCAGUAAAGCCUAAGUGACUUAUUAACAGGUUUUGUUUUGUUAUAAUCAUAGUUCAUUGCCAUUUGUUUCUAUAAUGAAUCAUCUUGUUACAUAAAAUGUCAGGUAAUAAUUGAGGUCUGUCAAUAUCCUUAUGACUUUGCCUUUUCUAUUGUCUUACUCUUAUGAAGAUCUUUAGCUCGGAAGGAAUAAGAGUGUGAAAAGCUUUAUUUUUUCCCAGGUAUGUUUCUAUUGGAUUUUUUAAUUAUGCAAUAUGUGCUAAAGAAAUGUUGCUAUUAACAUGAUCCAGAAAUUUCUAGGACAAUUUUGUAUGAGAGGGAAUGACAGUGCCUGAAAGCCUAAAGUCAUCUGAUCAUUAUAAAUGUGGACUGCUUUCUUGCAUAUCUGGGGCUUUCCCAAAGCUGUGAGAAGGUACACUAUAAUAUUUACUGAAGUAAUUUGGACUACAUAAGACACCAUUCCCAACCUAGAAUGAGUACAUUAUUUUCAGAUCCUGCAUGUGUUUUUCUCAUCUUGAUAAAGCCAUGGUAUGAGAUUAUUAUAGAAAAUAAGUUGCACUGAUACUUGCCUCAGUCAAAAACUCAUCAGUUAUUAGGAUGUAGAGUUCAUAUUGGAAAGUUCUGUCUAUUUGCUAUGAUAAUUUGUCAGAUAUUUGCCUGCCUAUGAUUCUGGAUAUUCUCAUUAAGAGAAGUGUCUGGCAGACUAGUACUGAUUUUGAGGUCUUUUAUCCAUGUCAUGUAGCUGGAAACUCUUCAGAGACUGCUGGAUGUUUCACUGACCUGUGUAUUUCAAGAAAAAAAGUUUCAGAUUUAUUUUUUUCUCUCAAAAGAAAACUGAAAGUCUUGUUUGCUAUAGUAUGGUAGGUAACUGAAAAUAAAUAAAAAUAGCAAUUUAAUAAAGAU
This is a messenger RNA of Zonotrichia leucophrys gambelii, 3507 nucleotides long. RefSeq names its product ceramide transfer protein-like. NCBI's taxonomy places the organism in Eukaryota, Metazoa, Chordata, Aves, Passeriformes, Passerellidae. The transcript is spliced from 18 exons. Bases 269 to 2140 code for a protein of 623 amino acids. Gene Ontology annotation, molecular function: lipid binding. The record is from RefSeq and is a predicted model, not a curated record. Gene Ontology annotation, biological process: ER to Golgi ceramide transport.